AUGAGGCUGUUAUGUUGGAACGUCCGAGGAAUGGGGGGAGCUCGGACGUUCAGGGAUCUGAAGGACUUCAUCUUUGUUCAUAAGCCGGAGUUAGUUUUCCUAAUUGAGACGAAGAUGACCAAGGAUCAGAUGGGAAAGCUAAAAACGAGACUUGGUAUGGAUGGAGUCCUUUGUGUGGGGAGAGAUGAGGAAUAUGGGGGUGCUAGAGGUGGUCUUUGUUUUUUAUGGAGGAGUAGUAUUGCUGUUUCGUAUAUUUCUUCGAGUUUUUAUUUCUUGAAUGUGAUGGUGACCUGGGAGGAUGGCAAGAAGAGUAGAGUGACCGGUUUUUAUGGGCACCCAGAGACAGCUCAGCGGGAGUCUUCUUGGGAUCUUUUGAGAUUGUUGAAAGGGGAGCCAAAUACUCCUUGGUUGUGUUGUGGAGAUUUUAAUGAGAUUCUUGACUUCACGGAGAAAACGGGGUUUGUUAUUAGGUCUCAAAGACAGAUUGAUGCCUUUCGGCGGGCAAUUGAGGACUGUGGUUUAUAUGAGUUUGCCUUCACAGGGUUUGAAUUCACUUGGGAUAACAGGCGUGAAGGGGAGGCAAAUGUUAAAGAGAGAUUGGAUCGUGGUUUCGGUAAUUUGCCUCUGAUACAACAAUGGGGUGGUUUAUCAUGUCAUCAUCUUGUGGCUUUGACAUCUGAUCAUAAUCCCAUAUUAAUUGAAGAAGAUCCUCCCUUUAAUUCCAGAGAAGUGAGGAGGAGAGGAAGGCGUUUUCUUUUUGAAGAAGUGUGGCUUACUCAUGAGGAUUGUGGAAUAAUUGUAGAAGGCACGUGGACUAGGGUGGCAAAUGCUACAGUUUCCCAAAAGCUGGGGUUCAUCGCCAGAGAUUUAAAGAGUUGGGGAAAAGAAAAAUUUGGUAAUGUGAGAAGGCAAGUGAGUACCCUUAGGGAGGAAUUGGAUGAAUUGCAGCGCCUAUACCCAACGGCAGAUGUGUUAUUAAAAAGGAAUGAAAUUGGAGGGCAGCUUGAUAGAGUUCUAGAGACUGAGGAAAUUUUAUGGAGACAGAGAUCCAGAGUGACGUGGUUGAAGUGUGGUGAUCGAAACACUCGUUUCUUUCAUCAAUUUGCCAAACACCGGGGGAAGGUUAAUCGGAUCAAUGGAAUUUUGGGUGAGGAUAAUAGGUGGAGAUCUAAUGUAGAAGAGAUUGGUAAUGUCUUUGUGUCCUACUUCAGAAAUCUAUUUACAACUGGGGGAGGGGUAAUGAAUGAGCAGAUUUUUGAAACAGUGCAUAGUCGGGUUCCUGCUGAGUUGAUGGAUCAACUUAAUCAACCUUUUACCAGUGGGGAAAUUGAAGCGGCCUUAAAGAGCAUGAAUCCGACAAAGUCUCCAGGUCCUGAUGGCUUGCCAGCGGUUUUUUAUCAGAAAUUCUGGGGUAUUGUUGGUCAGGACGUGUUGGAUGUGUGUUUGAAUUUUCUGAAUGGGAAUGGGACGGUGGCAGAAAUAAAUAACUCCCUUAUUACUCUUAUUCCUAAAGUUCAAGAACCAAAGAAGGUAACGGAGUAUCGGCCAAUUAGUCUCUGCAAUGUCCUGUACAAGUUGAUUUCGAAGACUCUUGCAAAUAGAUUAAAGUGUGUCUUGCCGGAGGUUAUUUCGGAGACACAGAGUGCUUUUGUGUCGCAAAGGCUAAUUCAUGAUAAUACUACUGCAGCUUUUGAGAUUAUUCAUUGUUUGAAGAGGAGGGGUAAAAAAAGUAGGCAGAAAGUUGCGGUCAAGCUUGAUAUGGCGAAGGCAUACGAUAGGGUGGAGUGGGAUUUUUUGAGAAGAAUGAUGGAGGUGAUGGGUUUCCCAGGUCGUUUCAUUUCGCUUAUCAUGGAUUGUGUUCAGACUGUUUCUUACUCUGUACUUCUACAUGGGGCACCUUUUGGGAGGAUAAAACCUUCUCGUGGAUUAAGACAAGGGGAUCCCAUUUCCCCUUAUUUGUUUUUAUUGGUUGCAGAAGGAUUUUCUUCUUUGAUUAGAUGGGCAGAGCAGCAGAAGAUGGUUCAUGGAGUUGCUAUAGCCAGGGGGGCACCAUCUGUGUCACACCUAUUUUUUGCAGAUGAUAGUCUCUUGUUUUGUGACGCUACGGUGUGGGAUUGUGUGAACCUAAAGAAGAUUUUCUGUAUGUAUGAAGAGGCCUCGGGGCAGAAGAUUAAUCGAGAAAAAUCGGCGAUGGCUUUCAGUCCUAAAACGAUGAGAUGUAUGCAGGUUGCUUGCAGCAAUGCCUUAGAUAUGCCCAUUGUUCCUUGUCAUGAGCGUUACUUGGGUUUACCUACUAUGACAGGAAGAGGUAAGAAGACUUUGUUCCGUUCCUUAGCUGAUCGGGUAUGGAAAAAGGUUACUGGAUGGGAAGGAAAGCUACUAUCGAAAGCAGGGAAGGAGGUUCUAAUAAAGUCUGUUGCCCAAGCAAUUCCUAACUACACUAUGAGCAUUUUUCAAUUGCCAAUUGGGAUCUGUGAGGAAAUUAAUAGAUGUCUUGCUCGUUAUUGGUGGGGGAAGUCGGGGGGCAAAGGAAUACAUUGGCGAAGGUGGGAGGGAUUGUGCACUAGUAAGGAUGAAGGUGGGCUGGGGUUUCGUGAUCUUGUUCAUUUUAACCAGGCUUUGCUUGAUUUAAAUGGAUUUCGAGUUACGUAUAGCGAUGGUGCUCCUCUUGCUCUUGUAGUGGCUGAUUUGUUCAACGACGCCGGGCUCUGGAAUAUUCAAUUAUUGGAUCAGUUGGUUGGAGCCCAAGAGAAGGAAGCUAUCUUGAAGAUUCCUUUGGCGAGGACAACUAAACCAGACUUAUGCAUCUGGAACUACUGCAAGAAUGGGAGGUAUACUGUAAAGAGUGGCCAUUGGUUGGCUAGGAAGGAGGCUCGGGAAGGGCCGGUGAACAAUGUUAACAAUGCUCCAGGGAAGUUUUGGAAGCAUCUUUGGAAGCUUAAAGUGCCUCCAAAGAUGAAACAUUUUCUGUGGAGAUGUGCAAUGGGAUUUAUACCGACUAUGGAAGCGUUGCAUUGGAAGAGAAUUACUCAGACGGCGAUUUGUUUCCGGUGUCACCAAGAGAUAGAAACGCCUGUACACGCAACAUGGAGGUGUGGAGAAUGUGUUGCGGUGUUCGAAAGGGCGGCUUUCUUCUCCAAACUGUCAACCGGUCAGUUUCCUUCUUUUAUUGAGUUUUUUUAUUAUGCCAUGGAAACCUUGGAGGAAGAGGAGUUACAAUUGCUUGUCUUCCUUCUGUGGUGGAAUUGGUAUGAAAGAAAUUCCCUAUAUCACAAUGGAACUUCGUUGUCUUCUGAGAUGGUAUUUGAAAAAGGGGUGCAGCAGGUGUCUGAGUGGCGUGCUACUGUCAUAAGGAGGAAUGUAAUUGAGGAGGGGUUUGUAUUUGGUAGGUUGAAUGGUUGUGAUGGGUUGAGGGUGCAUGGGGAGACCUUGCAUGGGAGCACUGUAAAUGGUUGGCAACCUCCAGAGCGAGGAAAACUGAAAUUGAAUUGUGAUGGGGCAGCAUCACCCAAUGCGGGCCAUUAUGGGGUGGGUUUUAUUGUAAGAAAUGCAACUUGA
Rosa rugosa (rugosa rose) is the source of this 3558-nucleotide messenger RNA. RefSeq lists its product as uncharacterized. The transcript is spliced from 2 exons. NCBI's taxonomy places the organism in Eukaryota, Viridiplantae, Streptophyta, Magnoliopsida, Rosales, Rosaceae. Gene Ontology annotation, molecular function: catalytic activity. The record is from RefSeq and is a predicted model, not a curated record. Bases 1 to 3558 code for a protein of 1185 amino acids.